AUGGGCGGGGGGUGGAGGGAAAAGCGGUCAAGGGCCCUUUACUCGAGCCCUCCGGCCCUCCGAGUGGAGGAAUCUGGAGAACAUGUCAUCUUCGGAACAGGAGAACUGUAUCUUGACUGCGUGAUGCACGACUUGAGGAAGAUGUAUUCAGAAAUUGACAUCAAGGUUGCUGACCCAGUCGUCUGCUUCUGUGAGACGGUUGUGGAAACUUCAUCGCUCAAGUGUUUUGCAGAAACUCCCAACAAGAAGAACAAAAUCACCAUGAUUGCUGAGCCACUGGAAAAGGGCCUGGCAGAGGACAUUGAGAAUGAGGUGGUGCAGAUCACAUGGAAUCGGAAGCGACUGGGAGAAUUCUUCCAGACCAAGUAUGACUGGGAUUUGCUCGCAGCUCGUUCCAUCUGGGCAUUUGGACCCGAUGCUACAGGCCCCAACAUUCUUGUGGAUGACACCCUGCCCUCUGAGGUUGACAAAGGACUUCUUAGUAUGGUGAAAGACAGCAUUGUCCAGGGCUUUCAGUGGGCCACGCGAGAAGGGCCCCUUUGUGAAGAACCCAUCCGUAACUGCAAGUUCAAGAUUUUGGAUGCUGUAAUAGCAAAUGAGCCCAUUCACCGUGGAGGUGGCCAGAUCAUCCCAACGGCUCGACGUGUGGCCUAUUCCGCAUUCUUGAUGGCAACUCCUCGCCUCAUGGAGCCGUACUACUUUGUGGAAGUGCAGGCUCCUGCUGACUGUGUCUCGGCUGUGUACACAGUUCUCGCUAGGAGGAGAGGUCACGUAACACAGGAUGCUCCUGUCCCUGGGUCGCCACUGUACACAAUCAAGGCCUUCAUUCCAGCCAUAGAUUCAUUUGGGUUUGAGACUGACCUGCGGACACAUACCCAAGGCCAAGCUUUCUGCCUUUCCAUGUUUCACCAUUGGCAGAAGCCGUACUCUCAGAUCGACCAGUCUCUACCAUUACCAAAAAGACGGGAUACCCUCUGCGGCACAUUGUGGCAUCGAUGA
This is a messenger RNA of Rhipicephalus sanguineus (brown dog tick), 999 nucleotides long. RefSeq names its product 116 kDa U5 small nuclear ribonucleoprotein component-like. The transcript is spliced from 8 exons. The record is from RefSeq and is a predicted model, not a curated record. Gene Ontology annotation, cellular component: U2-type catalytic step 2 spliceosome; cytosol; U4/U6 x U5 tri-snRNP complex. Gene Ontology annotation, biological process: mRNA splicing, via spliceosome. NCBI's taxonomy places the organism in Eukaryota, Metazoa, Arthropoda, Arachnida, Ixodida, Ixodidae. The coding region runs from base 1 to 999 and encodes 332 amino acids. Gene Ontology annotation, molecular function: U5 snRNA binding; translation elongation factor activity; GTP binding.